CCCAAGAGCCGCACCACGUCCGCGCUGCACACAUCGCCGGUCACUGGAGGUAGACUUUACAUCUACAUUCAUUGACAGCAACUUCACACACAUCAUGGCCGAGACUUUGGAGAAGCGGCUCGAAGCCGUUUCAAUAUCAGAGGAAAAUCGCGAUCCCAAUGCACCGUUUCAGCACAAGGCAAAGAGCUCCGUAACAGGAAUCUCACUUUCAAGCCUGAGCGCUGCAGCACAAAGCCGCAUGAAGCUGCCGCUGCAAAAGCUGCAAUCAAACAAUGCCGGACAAAAGCCUGCCCUCCAACCCAUACCGACCAAGAUCACCCUUCCAUCCCAAAGCGCGCAACGCAUCUCCGCCGAAUCGCGCCCGUCCGAUCCCGAGCCUCUCUCUGCCGCGCCUAGCGAGCAAUCGAAACCCAAGCAGUUCCACCUAGGCAUGUUUGAGAUUGGCAAGCCUCUUGGAAAAGGAAAGUUCGGUCGUGUAUACUUGGCCAGAGAACGUAGUACAGGGUUCGUCUGCGCGUUGAAGGUUCUUCACAAGUCUGAACUGUCGGCUGGCAAGGUCGAAAAGCAAGUCCGACGCGAGAUCGAGAUCCAGUCCAACCUCGCCCAUCCCAAUAUUCUCCGACUAUACGGCCACUUCCAUGACACGAAGCGAAUCUUUCUCAUCCUCGAAUUUGCAGGCAAGGGUGAACUGUACAAGCACUUGCGAAAAGCACAACGCUUUCCAGAGUGGCAGGCGGCACAAUACAUUGCGCAGAUGGCCAGCGCAUUGAAGUAUCUGCACAAGAAGCAUGUUAUGCACAGAGAUAUUAAGCCUGAGAACAUUCUCGUGGGUCUCCAUGGAGAGAUCAAGAUCAGUGAUUUUGGGUGGAGUGUACAUGCACCAAAUAACAGGAGGAAGACGAUGUGUGGAACUCUGGACUACUUGCCCCCGGAGAUGAUCAAGCCUGGACGAGACGAGAACUGGUAUGACGAGAAGGUGGAUUUGUGGUCGCUAGGUGUUCUUACCUAUGAGUUCUUGGUCGGAGAAGCACCGUUCGAGGAUACACCUGUCAUGACCCAGCGCAGAAUCGCACGAUGUGAGAUGACUGUGCCGCCAUUCGUCAGCUCGGAAGCAAAAGACUUGAUCAAAAGACUUCUCGUCCUUGACCCAGAGAAGAGAAUCAGUCUGGAGGAGGUGGAACAGCACCCCUGGAUCUUGAAGCAUUGCGUCAAGGGCGAGAGGCACUAUCAGCGCACGAGUGGACAGAGCAAGCAGAAGGAGAAGGAGAGCCAAUGAUGAUAGAAUUGUAAUGGUGUCGACUGUAAAGGCCAGCUCACAUUUGGCUGACCUGGAUUAUGGCGUUGGAAAGUUCGAAGCAUCGCAAGCGAGGAGUUUGGGCAGGUUCUUCUGGUGACAAACAGUAGCCAGUGC
Messenger RNA from Cercospora beticola, 1411 nucleotides. RefSeq names its product aurora family serine/threonine-protein kinase (gene ARK1). Gene Ontology annotation, cellular component: chromosome passenger complex; spindle midzone; kinetochore. Lineage: Eukaryota; Fungi; Ascomycota; Dothideomycetes; Mycosphaerellales; Mycosphaerellaceae. The record is from RefSeq and is a predicted model, not a curated record. Gene Ontology annotation, biological process: protein phosphorylation; mitotic spindle organization; regulation of cytokinesis. Gene Ontology annotation, molecular function: protein kinase activity; ATP binding.